Trichogramma pretiosum is the source of this 2364-nucleotide messenger RNA. Its product is annotated as ankyrin-1-like. The record is from RefSeq and is a predicted model, not a curated record. The transcript is spliced from 2 exons. Bases 1 to 2364 code for a protein of 787 amino acids. NCBI's taxonomy places the organism in Eukaryota, Metazoa, Arthropoda, Insecta, Hymenoptera, Trichogrammatidae. Gene Ontology annotation, molecular function: protein binding.
AUGUCGUAUAAUGAAUGCGAUGUAAGUUUCAAUGAUCAACAAAAAAUAGAACUAUUAAAGAGCUUGCGAGACAGUAUCAAUUGGAAAAAAAAAGAGGAGCGAAAAGAAUUUAUCCAGCGACUUGAAAACUUAUUUGGUACAUGGAAUGGCCAACUUCCAAACCUCGGAGCCAUUUUUCGAUCCAAACAGAUCGAGCGUCUUCUCUUGGAUUCCAUAAAUUAUUCUGGAAGACAAUUCAUCGACUUCGUGGCUCGCAGCGGCUACAAAGACGAGCCCGAAGUUGAUACGAACGGCAAGAUAUCGUUGCGUCGCACCACACCAGUACAUCACGCGGUUAGAUUCAAGUUCCGAACCAUAGUCCAUGAUCUUUUUAAAAUUUACAGUAGAACAGACGUAAAUUACACGGACGAAUCCGGCUACUCUCAUUUUCAUGUGGCCUGCAUGUUUGGCUGCCAAGAAAUCGUUAAAAAAUUUCUCGAACUCGGACAAGAUCCCAAUUACCUCGUGGAAAAAACAGGUGCUUCCCCGCUACACUUGGCUUUGGACGAGAAUCAAGGAAAUGUGGCCGAAUUACUGCUGAGAAGCGGCGCCGAUCCGAACAUAGCCAACAAGAAUGGCUUGAAUGCUCUGCACAUUGUUUGCAGUAGAUACAAUCGCGAUAGUGGAACGAUGAAUAUGCUGUUCGAGCUGACUCACCAAAAAUUUCAGCCGCUACAGAUCAACGCCAGGUCAAAAUCGGGUAACACACCAUUGCACUUGGCUGCGGUUUCUCGCGACAGAAACGCGAUCGAUUUUUUGCUGAGGCGAGACGGAGAUCCACAUUUGGCCAACGAGAAGGGACUCACCCCUUUGCAUAUUAUUUGCCAGAGCGACAAGGACGAUAAUUUGGCGGAGAUAUUUUUCCAGAUCACCGAGGAAGUCAAUCGGCCGGUGCAAAUCGACGCCCAGGACAAGGACGGCAAAACAUCGCUUCACUGGGCUAUCCAUUACGGCAUUGAGAAAUUGACUAGGUUUCUACUGAGAAGAGGCGUCAAUCCAAAUCUAGCCGAUUCAGAUGGAUCGACUCCUCUGCAUUACAUUUGCAACAGUCACCGCGGCAAUUGGCUGCGGAUAUUUUUCUCCGUCACUGACGACAUGCAGCAAACGGUGUUGAUCGACGCCCGGGACAAUUUGGGCCGUACACCGCUGCACUGGGCCUUGAGUCGCGGCCUCGACAGGGUAGCCGAAUUUCUGCUGAGAAGAGGGGCCGAUCCGAACUCAGCCAACGAAGAGGGAUUGACUCCUCUGCAUAUUAUUUGCAAUAGAAACUACAACGACGAUCUGUUGGGGAUAUUUUUCCAGAUCUGCGGCAAUUUACAGCAUACUGUGCAGAUCGACGCCCAGGACAAAUUGGGAAACACUUCGUUGCACUUGGCAUUGAAAUUAGGACACUGCGCCAAGAAGAAUGCGGUCAAACUGCUGCUGAGAAACAACGCCGAUCCUAAUCUGGUUAACGGCGAGGGAACGACUCCUCUGCACAUCCUUUGCCAGAGAGACGAGGACGACGGCAUGAUGGCGCUAUUCUGCGCGACCUGCAGACAGGCGGCGAACGUCAAUGCUCAGGACAGGUUGGGCAACACGCCUCUACACUGGGCUAUUAUUAGCAAAAACCCGAAGGUGGCCAAAUUUUUACUAAGGCGAGGCGCUAAUCCAAAUUCAAGGAACGAGGAGGGAUUGACUCCCUUACACUGUAUAUGCAUGGUAUACAAGGACGUUGACUUAGCAGAGUUUUUUUUUAAGUUCAACGGAGAUAUUGCACAGGCGGUGCAGGUCAAUGCCCGAGACAAGUUGGGCAAUUCACCGCUGCUUUUUGCUCUGGACAAUGGCCACAAGGAUGUUGCCGAAUUGCUGUUAAGAAACGGCGCCAAUUCCAGUUUGGCCAACGAGGAGGGAUCGACUCCACUGCAUAUUAUAUGCAAGGCGGGACACUCUAAAGGUUUGGCGGAGAUGUUCUUCGAGAUCAACGACGAAAGACAUCAAACGCUGAUGGUCGAUGUCGUGGACAAGUCGGGCCGUACACCGUUGCAAUUAGCUGUGGCAAAUCUCAAUUUGGAUGUUAUCGAUGUGCUUUUGGAUCGCGGGGCUGAUUUGUCCAGCUUCGUUUUCCCCAAUGAGAUAUACUUUGGCGAGGGCGUCGAAUAUUAUUUCUACUGGGAUAAAUUGAAUUUAGCGUCUCGCGUUCUGGCCAUCGUCGAUCGCCUGGAAAAAAAAGGAUAUGAACUGGAUCAAAGCGACGCUGUGACGAUCAUGAAACUCUUUGCCAGGCGAAGAUUGUUCAAAAAAUCAACGGAUCUCCACAAAACGAUAAGGCCCAAGCAAGAUUGA